This is a messenger RNA of Helianthus annuus (common sunflower), 2871 nucleotides long. RefSeq names its product nodulin homeobox. The transcript has 18 exons. Lineage: Eukaryota; Viridiplantae; Streptophyta; Magnoliopsida; Asterales; Asteraceae. Gene Ontology annotation, molecular function: single-stranded DNA binding. The record is from RefSeq and is a predicted model, not a curated record. Gene Ontology annotation, biological process: flower development. Bases 228 to 2714 code for a protein of 828 amino acids.
UCUCUCACAAGUCACACCCCUCCCUAUAUAACCAACCACCUUCACAUACGAUUUCUGCAGUCAAGCCUCAAGAGGCACCAUAUCUCUGUGCUUCCAAAUCAUCAUAUUUACCCUACUCCUCACAACCUCUGCAAAAUUUCUCUCAAAUUCUCAUCCUCAACCGCAAUUACAACUAGAGCUGCACACUUUGUAGUUUUGGUUCAGGAAACGCGAGAAUAAGGCCUGAGAUGGAGGAAUUAUCAAGCAGGAGUAGAGAGCCGGUCGAUUUGGUUUCUGCUGUUAAAGAGUUGCAUAUACUAAGUUCUCACGAACUUAGCAAGUUAAUCAGGGAUGCUGAUAAUGAUACUAUUCAAUGGACAUCCAGUAAUGGAUCAUCAAAACAGAUUAAUGUGGAAACCCUAGCAAGAUAUUUAUCGUGGCACCUAAUCGCAAAGCUUCUGGAAUCCAAACAAGAUGAAGAACUUUUUAGAUACUUAUUAGGUGGGCUUAGACUUUUGCAUGCCUUGUAUGAUCUUGCACCUCGUAAUUCUAAAAUCGAGCAGGUGUUGCUUGAGGACAUGAAAGUAUCUGAACACAUGUUCGACUUGAUCUUUUUCAUGAUCUUGGUUCUUAGCGGCUUUAAAAAGGAAAGUCAACUUGCUCUACUGCAUUCAGCACUGUUGGCCUGCACUCUAUAUCUGUUAUCAGCAUUCGUUUCAUCACAAUCGAAUGAGUUGUCACCAGUUCUUCUUGCACACCCUAAGGUGGAUAUAUUUGUAUUUGGUUCCUUUGCUUCUGUUCAUAGGGAUAUUCAGUUUAUUCUAGUAAGGCUGUCUGGUCAAAACACCAAUGUUAGCAUGCAGUCAAAUCUUGCUGAAGUCAACCGCCUGUGUCAGCACUGUGAGGCAUCUCUACAGUUUCUUCAAUCCCUUUGCCAACAAAGGUUAUUUCGAGAGCGCCUCAUUAAGAACAAGGAUCUAUGUGAAGAAGGUGGCAUUCUUCUAUUGGCUCAUGACAUCAUGAAAUUGCCAUUCUGUGAAGAUUCUUAUCUUAUGGCUGUCUUUUCUAGGCUGAAAUCAAAAGUAUUAACUAUUGUGCUGCAUCUUUGUGAAGUUGAAAGCGUCUCUUUCUUAGAUGUGGCUGCCAGCACUACUAAGGGUUUAAAUUUAGCGAAGUCUACUAUAUCCCAGGUUCUCGAAUUGCUGAAGGUCAUGUUUCGUGGAGAUCUCAACGGACUUGCUUCUUUUACAGAUAGAACCUAUCCAAGGGGACUUCUACAACUGAAUGCAAUGCGGCUGACAGAUAUUCUUUCUGAUGAUUCUAAUUUUAGAUCAUACAUCACCCUCAAUUUCACUGAAGUUUUAGCGACAAUAUUUUUGCAACCGCAUCAGGAAUUCUUGUCUAGUUGGUGUUCUUCUGGAUCUAGGCCUUCUGAAGAAGAUGCUACCCUGGAUUAUGAUUCUUUUACAGCAUCUGGAUGGGUUUUGGGUGUGCUUACAUCAUCAGAUGUUCCCGAAUCCACUUUCAACGCAUCUCGUGUUCCCCGGACUUCCUAUGCGUUUCAGAGAACAUCUUUGCUCGUUAAAGUCGUCGCAAAUCUCACUUGUUUUAUUCCCGAUAUAUGUAGAGAGGAGAAGGAUCUUUUCCUCAACACAUUCAUGCAGUGCUUGCAGAAGGAACUUCCUAAUUUACCAUAUGGAGUUUCAAGUGAUUCUAGAACUGAAAGAGCUGCUAUCAUUAACCAAAACCUGCGUUCCCUAUCCAUUCAUGCAGAAUCUUUAAUUCCAGGAUUCCUUAAUCAUGAUGACGUGCAGCUGUUUAGGUUGUUCAUUGCACAAUUAGAGCCGCUACUGAAUCAGGAAUCUGAUACUAACCGAGUUACAGAGGUCAAUGCUACAGGUCAAGAAUCUUCAGAAAACAAAGGCAUAUCUGACAAUACACCUCUGGAAGAAGCAAAACCGGUAAAUAUAACUGGAAGUGAAGACCCAAGGACAGAUGUUGCUCCAACAUCAACUCCUAGGAAUUUUCAAGUAACAGAGGGAGACGCUCAGACUUCAGAAACAAUUGUGUUGGAUUCGAACACCGUGCAGAGUGAGGAAAAACAGUUGAGAAAAAGGAAGCGCAAUAUAAUGAAUCACAUGCAAAUAACCAUGAUUGAACAGGCUUUGCAGAAUGAGCCUGACAUGCAGCGGAAAGCUGCGUCGAUACAAUCAUGGGCUGAAAAACUUAGUCUUCAUGGUUCAGAAAUUUCUUCCUCACAGCUGAAGAAUUGGUUGAAUAACCGUAAAGCCAAGCUAGCCCGGGCAGCGGCAAAGGAUAACCGUGGACCUUCAGGUGGUGACAAUAUUACUUUCACCGACAAACAAGGUGGCUCAGGAACCGACCCCGACCCCGAGAGUCCUGAUGAGUUCUUUGACCCAACCCCAUCUGCUGGCCAACAGACUCAUUCAGUCAGGCAUGAGCCAGGGCAAUUUGUGGUUCUUACAGAUGGUCAAGGCGACGAGAUUGGAAAGGGUUGUGUGCACCAAGCAAGCGGCUCAUGGUCUGGAACAAACCUUGAUGAAUCGGGGUUGUGUGUUGUGGACGUUAGUUAUCUUAAAGUGGAUAAAUGGUCAAGUCUUCCGCACCCAUGUGAUGCUACCGGCACAUCGUAUGGUCAUUCGGAACAGAUUAUUGGUGUGAAGAGAGUGCUGUGGGAUAACAGUAAGCUUGUCGUACAGCAGAAGCCUAGAUGAUAACUUGUGCUGUUUUCCUUGUUGGUCAAACUUAAAACACAUAACUUUCUUUUCUGGCUGCACAUAUGCUAAAAGGUUGCAUAUACAGACAGAUUUUAGCUUGUAUAGGUUGACCGUUAACAAGGCCUUUUAAUUUAGAGUAUGUUUACAACUUAUC